Molecule: messenger RNA, 430 nt
Organism: Racocetra fulgida
Lineage: Eukaryota; Fungi; Glomeromycota; Glomeromycetes; Diversisporales; Gigasporaceae
Source: the annotation of a GenBank genome assembly
UCAUGUCAAAAAAUGCAAAAAUUUCCUCCAUAUACGUCAAUUACUGUCAGCGUAAAAUUUACAAAAAUUUUAUAUGCUCAAAUUGUAAGUCAACGACUUAAUGCACCAAAACCAUUUAUAAUGCCAUUGAGUACUUCAAAAAAGUAUCCAGCUGCUGAAUUAGGAAUGAAAUUGGCAUGCGGAUUUGAAAUUCUUUGUAUUGAUAAAUAUUAUACAGGUUUAUCAUCCAAACCUAAUAAAUUGAAUACUGAGGUAAUUCAUCCUUCAUUCUUGAAUUCUAUCUUGUACAAACAACUGGAAAAAAUCGCCAAAGAACAAUUUUUAAAAUAUCAAAAAAAUUCAUCUCCAUUAGAACAAAUAGAUGAAAUAUUGAAACUACCAAUGGUUUCUGAUGAAGUGUUAAUGUCAAAUAUUAAACAAGAUGAUGAUA